AUCGCGCUGACGUCAUCCACGUUGUGUUUUCGCAAUCGCGUCUUGUGCUUCCGGCUUGCAGUCGCAAUCAUGCAAGUUUUAGUAACUUCCCUGUUUUCUGGGCGGACCCUGUGUUUCCAAACCAACGCAGACGACAACACAGCGACGAGCAUCACGGUCGGACACAUAAAAGACCUUUAUGCAACCAGAGAGGGCAUCCAAGCAGAGAAUUUCAAGCUAACACGUCACGGAAAGGUCCUGUCAGAAGACGAUGCUGUCUUUCCUCAAGACACUUUACGCGCAGUAUCAUCCUUGCCUGGAGGCAAAGGAGGAUUCGGGUCUAUGCUACGAGCCAUUGGUGCUCAGAUUGAGAAGACCACCAACCGCGAAGCCUGCAGGGACUUGAGUGGACGACGACUGAGAGAUAUCAACGAAGAGGCGAGGUUAAAACGAUGGAUGGCUCAGCAAGAAGAACGGGAGAGAGAGCGUACAGAGCGUCGCAAGGCAAAACUAGAGCGACUCAAAGAGACACCGCAGCAUAAGUUCGAAGACAGGGACUACCACAAGAAGCGCGAAGAACUGCCACAGCAAAUAGCAGACGCUGUAUCUGAGGGCCUCACCAAAGGUGGCCCAUCGGGACUUAAGCGACCCGCGAAGCCCGCAAAGCCCCUGCCGGCAAAGAAAGGGCUCUGGAUAGAUCCUGACCUGGGUUCCCUCUCGGAGUCUUCAUCCGGCGACGAAGACACAAGUGAAGGCAGCUCAGCUUCCCGGCCGAGCAGAGAGGAUUCCGCCGACGAGACCCGUGAAAGUAAGGACGAAUCGAGUACCGACAAAGACGACCUCAAUGCUGCUCCAACAACAACAAUGAAAGAACCUACGCUGCAAACUGCAGCUACUCCACUUGCAACAUGAGCCACAGACAGAAGUGUGCAAAUUGUAAAAGUUGUAAAUAAACUUAAGUUCAAUUCCA
Molecule: messenger RNA, 949 nt
Organism: Ornithodoros turicata
Lineage: Eukaryota; Metazoa; Arthropoda; Arachnida; Ixodida; Argasidae
Product: splicing regulator SDE2-like
Exons: 6
Coding region: 70-891 (273 amino acids)
Cellular component (GO): nucleus
Source: RefSeq, a predicted model, not a curated record